This is a messenger RNA of Chinchilla lanigera (long-tailed chinchilla), 1954 nucleotides long. RefSeq names its product jagunal homolog 1 (gene Jagn1). The record is from RefSeq and is a predicted model, not a curated record. The coding region runs from base 912 to 1463 and encodes 183 amino acids. Gene Ontology annotation, biological process: vesicle-mediated transport; endoplasmic reticulum organization; granulocyte colony-stimulating factor signaling pathway. Lineage: Eukaryota; Metazoa; Chordata; Mammalia; Rodentia; Chinchillidae. The transcript has 2 exons. Gene Ontology annotation, cellular component: endoplasmic reticulum membrane.
AAUAAGGAAAAGCCCCUGAUGGAGUGGUUUGUGCCAGGCCAGGCGAGCCCUUCCCAGGUGCGUGGCCAGGCUGCCAGGUGGGUACUGAGGAGAGUGGUGUUGCUGGGUGUGUUCGUUAGGUGAGGUCUGUCUCCUGCAGCGCCAUCCUGCAUCGUAAAUCUACCUUGGCUUGUUUUGUUAGGAGUUUUACGUAAGUUCCCUCCAUGACUCAAGGCCUGCUAGUGUUGGCAACCACCGUUCUACAUUGCGUCCCUGCAGAUAAUGUAACAUUUUACUUGGAAAUCCCUUUUGUCUUUUAAGGCCUGGGCAUUUUUGAAAAGUGCGGUCCAGCUAUCUUUCAGUGUCUUUCCGUUUGGGUUUUCCCGUGGCUUCUCAUGAUUAGGUUCGAGUUAAGCGUUUUCGGCAGGAGUGUCCAGAAGCGAGGCAUAGGGUGCCAGCGAGGCUCGCCGCGUGUGAUGCCACCGUCGGGACUUGGUAAAGGCAUGGCUACCACGCUUCCUCACUGUGAGAUAUGAAAUGUCCCACCGGCAGAAACUGCCCACUGUACAGCUGUAUGCUGGGGCAAAGUCGCAGAACGCUUACAGGCACGUUUCUCCGCCUGUGAACCGAGGACCGCCGCGCCUUUGAUCAAUACUGGAGUUUAAGAAAGGGAACGUAUGCGCGCGAGGCCUUACGGAUUAACUUCCUGCACGCUCCACCCGCAGAGGGGCGGAUGAGAGGCGGAGAGGGCGAAGACGCAUGCGCAGAGGGUUAACCACUGAGUCGGUGCUGGCCCUUGCGGAUAGACCGGCCGGAAGUGCUCUUAGUGAGCGGGGCCGUUACGGAGCUGAGCGCUCGAGCUGUGUCAGUUGGGGGCCUGCGUGUGUUGUUGCUGCGGCCUGUUGGAGUGAGGGGCUUCAGGUUCAGGCACAAUGGCGUCUCGGGCAGGCCCGCGAGCGGCCGGCACCGAUGGCAGCGACUUUCAGCACCGGGAACGUGUCGCCAUGCAUUACCAGAUGAGUGUGACCCUCAAGUAUGAAAUCAAGAAGCUGAUCUACGUGCAUCUGGUCAUAUGGUUGCUGCUGGUUGCCAAGAUGAUCGUGGGACACCUGAGGCUCUUGUCGCAUGAUCAGGUGGCCAUGCCUUAUCAGUGGGAGUACCCCUAUCUGCUGAGCAUUGUGCCAUCUCUCUUGGGCCUUCUCUCCCUCCCCCGCAACAACAUUAGCUACCUGGUGCUCUCCAUGAUCAGCAUGGGGCUCUUUUCCAUCGCCCCUCUCAUUUAUGGCAGCAUGGAGAUGUUCCCUGCUGCACAGCAACUCUACCGCCAUGGCAAGGCCUACCGCUUCCUCUUUGGUUUCCCUGCUGUAUUUGUCAUGUACCUGGUGUUGGUACUGUCAGUCCAAGUGCAUGCCUGGCAGUUGUACUACAGCAAGAAACUCCUAGACUCUUGGUUCACCAGCACACAAGAGAAGAAACAUAAAUGAAGCUUCCUCAAUGAACUGCUCUGUGGGGUGAAGCCUGGGCCUCUGUUGAGCAGAAUGAGAAGGGUAGAGGAACUGUUUUAAAAUCUAGUAUUUGGGCAGCUGCUGUGUUGGUACCUACUACAAACUGGGCCCUAGUUCUGGCCUAACAUUCUGUUGUCAUCUAUUGAAGUGGCAAAAUUAAAUUUAUUCCUGAUGGGCUAGAUCUGAUUGACCAGUAGCUAUGAAACAAGACUUCAGCUGGGUGAAGUUUUGAAGCCCUUCAGAAUUUUUCCUUGUAUCCUUGUUUCCUUUUAUCCUUAUCCAUGCCUCCUGUUGGUCCAUCUCCCCACUUCCAUUCAUCACCUCUUAGCUACCAAGACUACAAAGUUUACUUCCAUUUGUAGGUCAUGGGACAAGAAAUACCUGGGAAGCUGCUCCCCUUGCAGGAUGUGCUUUCUACUGCAAAACAUUUUAAUUAAAAAUAAUUUAAAUAAAGUUAAGACUGCCCUGUC